Messenger RNA from Lethenteron reissneri (Far Eastern brook lamprey), 7704 nucleotides. Its product is annotated as polycystin family receptor for egg jelly-like. Gene Ontology annotation, cellular component: plasma membrane. The record is from RefSeq and is a predicted model, not a curated record. Lineage: Eukaryota; Metazoa; Chordata; Hyperoartia; Petromyzontiformes; Petromyzontidae. Gene Ontology annotation, molecular function: monoatomic cation channel activity; protein binding. Gene Ontology annotation, biological process: calcium ion transport.
ACAAACUCGCCUCCUGCGCCUAAUCACGCUCUCCAGUGGCAGCAGCCAGCCUGCGUCACUCUGCCCGAUGAAGACGCCCCUCAUCGCCUCAUUCAUCAGCACCCCCUUUCCGCUGGGGCUCGACCACUUUCUGCGUCUCAAUGGACCCGACUGGCAUGACUCCCUGGGCCCAUCGAGCAUCCCCGGCCAGUUCUGCAACAGUCUUGCUGGGGUGGACUGGAACAGCGGCGCAGACGCCCGUGUGGCUUUCCCUCCAUGAUGGUGCCCUGCCCCACGCCGGCUCACUCAGCCUUGGGACCUCCGACUUCACCCUGCGCAAUGGCAUCAGCACUGCCGGCGAUUUUUAUGACGUCGCCGGGGCUCGGUUGCUGGGCCUCGGCAAAACAGCCACCUACACGUGUGGAGUCCACGCGCUGGACCUCGCCGGUGGUUCCUAUGAGGACAUUGCCCAAGGCCAACGGUGGGGCACCAUUCCUGUGGGGGGGGUGGAUGCACUGCGGCUGGUGCUACUGCUGCCCAACGGGCUGGUGUAUGUGCUGGAGGCAAAGAUAUCACCACCUUCGUCCUGCUUCUCAUUCAGCCUGUGGGUGAUGAUUGACACGGCCGGACAGCUCUACUCACGGCUGGGGGCGCCUCGACUCAAUGACCUUCUGCUAUGGGGGCCCAUGCAGGUGCUUCCCUGGUUCGACAGAAAUCCACGCGCACCUAUUGUGUGGUUCACACCGGUGCUGGCGCCGUGGCUGCAAUGUGCCUACACCUUCCACGUCUCCUUCAGUGGUGAGGAGGAGCCCCUCUCGGCAAGCAAGUGGAUGCUGGACGAUGAGGUUUACGUUUCCAACAAAGGAGCACCUGCGGAACACUUGGCAUCCAAGUACUUUCCGGGGCAGCUGUUUCCAUUCCCGCUUCACAAGGCCAAUGGCUUCGUCCAUUUCUGCACGUUCCCGAAGUUCCUGGGCUUCUGGGUGAAGCUGCACCUGUCGGUCGAUGAGCUCUUGUUCAAUGAUGUUGCCUCCACGCUCGUGCGCCUUCGUCCCGUCAGCCACUGUGGGCUUCCUGGAGUCGCUGUCGAGAGGCCCCAAGCCUCCAACGGGAUCCCCACAUGGCCUCGCAGCGUCAACGUGGAUCUCCGGGCCACGGUAGGUGUGGUCUGCACUGCCAUAGUGCAAGUGGGGCACUCUUGGGAAGUCAGGAGGGUGGAGAGGGGUGCUGAUGGGUCUAUUAUGCUGACAACUGUCGCGCUGCCACUGAGCAUCCAGACCAACAGCACGAUACUCAGCAUCCCGCGCCACACACUGCCCUACGGAACCUACAAUGCCAUCUUCUCGGUCAGAGUCUCCCUGGAUCGAGGUGCGUUGGGACAGGGCUUCAUGGAAAAUUCUGAUUCCAUUGAUCUGAAGAUCGAUCGAUCAGAACUAGUGGCCUCCAUUGCGGGCGGUUCAUUCCGUACAGCGCAAUGGGCGCAGCCGCUCCAGCUCGACGGCUCGGCCUCCCACGACCCCGACGAGGCUUCCCCGCACCACCAGCUCAGCUUCGCAUGGCUGUGCUCAUGCAAAAUCUCCGAGCUCAACGCCAUGGCAGCUGCAGCGAUCGAUGCCUCAGCCGGCGUUGCUUCCAAUCCCUGCCGUGUGGCCUCCUCUCCAGCACCAUUGCCUUGGGUCUACUCUACAUCACCGACGCUAGACAUCGCAGCCCGGCUACUCAUGGCCGAUGCAGUCUACCAUUUCUUGCUCGUCGUACGCAAGGAGGGACGGGCCGAGGUCGCAAGUGCCCGGCAGGCCGUGAGGCUCACGUCGGCGAGCACGGUGCCUGUUGUUGAGCUCGUGUGCAUUCUCAAUUGUGGGCCGGCCGUCAACCCCAGUGAGCGACUCGUCCUCUCGGGCAGAUGUAAUGACUGCAACGAGACACCCGAGCGACGACUUGGAUAUGAGUGGAGCCUGAUGUGGGUCGCUGCCAGCGCUAGCGGCGACGACACCACCGCUACCGCCACUGAAGUCCUUUUCGACUGGGACAAACAUUCACUCACAGGGUGCCACCGCUCAUUCCUCUCGCUUAAUCCUCAUGCCUUUGCCGACUAUGUGUCACUACCGGGGCAGCUACUGCUCCAGUUAAACACCACCUCCGCUGAUGCGGGCAGGAGCAGCAUCCACCGUUGGGCGUUCGUCGUCAACCCUAUACCAUCCGGGGGCUCGUGCAAGGUGCGCCCGACAGAGGGCACCGCUUUGGUCACCUGGUUUCAGGUCGCAUGCAAGGAUUUUCAAAAUCACCACCAGCCACUUCGGUACAAAGUCUUCUCUUGCAUGGGCAUCCCGUUGACAUCAGUAUGUGACGGCACAAUCAUCUACAGUGGCUACAACCCAUGGUCUCCACAGUUUCUACUGCCUGGUGGCACACAGGUGCUCUGCAUUGAGGUGUGGAAUGCUGUGGAUGCCUACACUACGCUGUUCCUCAACGUGUCAGUCUCCAAGCAGCCAGAUACCAGUAUAACAAUUCUCGACCUACAGAGCAUGGUGCUGGGCAAUGACUCCAAACUGGUCAUGAUGCUGAAGGGAGGAGAUACCUCUGCAGCUGCCUACUUAAUCUAUCUUGUCGCAAGCGAGCUCAAUAAUGUGGCCAGUAAUAUGGACGAUGCACAACAGACUGCAUUGCAUGCACGGCUACUCGGUGGCCUCGAGAAUGUGCCCCUCAACAACAGAGAUGACAUCCUGUUGGUGUCAGCCGCCCUACAGAAGGCCACAAUGGGAAUUGGGAACCUGGCUGCUGGGCAGUCACUGGAACUGUUGACGAAAACGGUGACCAGACUGAGCAAGGUUAACAACGCCAUUCACUCCCUCCUCUCUGGAUUUAAUGAGCUAGAAGCCAUUGGCAUUGAGCGUGUGGGCACGGCGGUGCUGGGAGCUCUCACGAGUGUUCUCGAUGCGUCCUCCAGCACCUCCGAGGCAGCUCCGCAGAACCAGUCUGCCAUGCUCAUGAACGUUGGAGUGCCAGCCAUUGCCAUGAUGGCUGAGCUGGGGGCCACUGUCCUGGUGAGGAAAGUGAACGGCGAGGCCUCCACAGUCCUGGAGGCACACGGACUCAGGCUUUCUGUGCGCAAGGCUGAGAUGUGGGACAUGGAAUCUGGUGAUCAGGCCAACGUAGACUGCACAGCCUGCCUGAUGCACUCCCCUGUCAGCAAUACAACCACCCCCUGGCUGGGCCCCAAUGCCGUUGUGUCAACAAUGCUGCUUGAGUUUGAGACGAGUCCCCUGCCGAGCUUUGGACCUGACACCAACUUUGGCUCCUCGGUCAUAGCCUUCGCUGUGACGGCUGUGGACACCGAUUUGAAAACAGUGGAGCUGCAUACAAAGUCGGUAGACCUGGUGGUGCGUCGCAGACAGGUGGGGGACAAGGCCCUGCCAGUUCACUUCUACCCAGACGAGAAUGCGAGGACGGGUUCUUCUGCGGAGUUUGUCUUCAAUGUGAACAUGAUGAGCGUUGGUAGGGGAACACUCACUUUUCUCAAGUUUAGCAUCAGGGAUAGUGGGCUCUCCAUCAGCCUCAUGGUCAACAUCAACGCCGUGGCCUCACGUGAUGUGCAUGCAAUUUUGGAUGAUAUUCCCUUCCCCAAGUGUCAAGGAUCGGCAAUGGCAGCUGAGUGCAGUCGAGACAGCCUCUUGCCUUCCAAGCCUUGGCUCCUGUCACACAGGACGGCCAACCCGCACCUAAUAAAACUGCCCACGUGGAUCUUGCAAAAUGCCAGUGGCUCAGAUAGUAUGGGUAAAGCUGUGGCAACCUCUUACAGGAUAUUUGUGCGCUUAGAGCCGACGCAGCAGGUGGAGAACCCUGGGAACCUUGGCGUCAACGUGACGCUCUUCCAGGCCAGUUGCCUGGACUACCAGAGUGAUGCCAGGGUUUGGGAUGAGUUAGCCUGCAAGCUGGGACCCCUCACCACGGGCGACAAACUGCACUGCCAGUGUGGGCCCAGCCAUGGAGGCUUUGCUCGCAUCGCUUUGGGGCUUAUGCUACGCACCAUGGCCACUCGCCUCUUCAUCAUCCCAGAAGUGAUAGACCUGCGCAAAAUCUUGGUGCUCAUCAGGUCAGUAGCACACAACUUCAUCAUAGUACUCACCAUGAGUGCCGUCCUCGUGUUUUUUGGGUUCACAUUUUGCUGGGUGCGUCGGAAGCAACGCUGUGAGGACCAGAGGCAUUUGGCAGACUCCAGUGGUAUCCGGUCAAUAUUCGUCAACCUCGAUGACAAGGAGGAGAGUGACUCCUUUUUCUACAUCCUCACCGUCUUCACAGGCAGCCGUCCCACCUCGGGUACCACAUCGGACGUCUACCUCAUGCUUGUGGGCUCCAACGGAUGCAGCAAAACACACCAUGUUUCAGCGCAUGGUCGGAGUCUGAUGAAAACCGCUUCCGUUGAUGUCCUUCUCUUCACAGCAAAGCAGGAUCUAGGCGAGCUGUGCUACUUGCGGGCCUGGGUCAUCCAUCAGGGAAACAGCCCCAGCUGGUACCUAAGUCGCGUCAAGGUCGAGUACCCUCUCAGUGGACGCUGCUGGUUCUUUCUGUGCCGGAGAUGGCUAUCUGGGAGCGACUUAGAUCAUAUUUUCCCGGUUUCGGAUUUGGGUGACUCUGCCAGUUUUUGGACAGUAUUGAGCAUCCAGUUUGCUGUGAAGAUGUGCGAAGACCACCUGUGGCUGUCUGUCUUCCAUCCGACGCCCAUUGGGAAGUCGUUCACACGAACAAAGCGAUUGGGUUGCUGUGUGUGCUUGCAGCUGUUCGACAUGCUCACGUCCAUUAUGCUGUUCCGCUUAUCGCAGCAGGCACUGCAGAACGCCCACUCCCUGGUUUUCCGUUUGUUGCAAUCUCUCACCAUCGUAGUGGAGAGUGCCCUCAUUGGCAUCCCCUUGCAGUUAAUUGUUGUGAAGGCAUUCCACAAUGGAGAUGUUGAAGCUGCAGCUGCUGCCACUGCUUGCUCUUGCACUACAUUCUGCCUGCCCCUCCAGCCACAACAUUCGAUUCGCUUGAUCAGACAACAGCCAGAAUUGUCGAGCUCCUCACGGGCCCAAAAGUGGAAGGAAAGGCUGCGGCAUGGCUGCUUCUCGGAGAGCAAACAAAAUUAUUACAUCGCUCCUCAGACUUCUAGCGGCAUCCUUUCCCACCACCUAAGAAAUGCACGCGGCACUUCUCAACUUAGUUUACCAAAUGGGCCGAGGCUGAAGGGCUGCGUCCUGCCAGAAGCCUACUUCGACAAGAUCCUUGGCGGCAUUGAGGUGUUUGAGGAGAGCACUAUUCCUAGGGGCAUCAACUUUCAUGUCCACCAAACUAGCACCACUGAUGCCACACUCAACGUGGUGGAUACUUCUUCACAUGCAGCCUCCAACAAUGCUGCUAUAAUUGUGAAUUCUAACGUGGAUCAAUUCGAAGUCGACAAAGAGGCAGACAACAAUAACGACAACGCAUCUGACGAAAAAGCAGAUGAUGACAUAGAAUAUGACAACUAUAGCACCAAAGAGGUGGAGUUUUACCGGCCACUCAGUCCAAAGUGCCGUGCUGUACUCUCGUGCUUGCGUGCAUUUUUGGGCUGGGUAGUUGUUAGCACUGUGAGCUUCAUUUCCAUCUUCUUCAUUAUCCUCUACGGCUUUCAGUACGGCCAGGUCAUCUCCCUGCGUUGGCUGUUUGCUACCAUUUACUCCAUACUGCAGUCCGUGGCACUGGUGCAACCGGCACGCGUACUUUUGUUCACCGCCAUCCAUGCCUACCGCCGGCGGACCUGCGGUGACCUCAACUGGGGCCCCACCACCACGACAUCAGACUGUAAGAUAGCCCAGCGCAUCUUUGACAAUGGUCAAUAGUGGUGAUCAUGAUGACCAUGAGAGGAAAGAUGGCUCCCGCAGCCGGAACUGCCAGCCAUCUUCAGAUGCCGUCCACGCUGUGCUGUAGAGGCGGGCCACAUGGCACCGGCGAGACGUGGCCUUUGCCGCGUGGGCACUCGCAAAACGAUGCAGCAUCCUUUCCUACCACCUAAGCAACACACGUGGCACUUUUCCGCUUAGUUUAGCAAAUGGGCCGAGGCUGAUGAGCUGCGUCCUGUCAGAAGCCAACUUUGACAUGUUCUUUAGCGGCAUUGAAGUGUGUGAGGAGAGCACUAUUCCUCGGGGCCUGAACGUUGAUGUCUGGAAAACUAGCACCACUAAUGCCACACUUAACGUGGUGGAUACUUCUUCACAUGCAGCCUCCGACAAUGCUGCUAUAAUCGUGAAUUCAAACGUGGAUCAAUUAGAAGUCGACAAAGAGGCAGACAACAAUAAGGACUACAAUCCACCUGUGUGGGAGAGUGAGGCAACUUGUCUCACUCUGCCAGGACUUCAGCUGCAGGUUACCUGUGGUUUGAGUUCAACAACUCAACUGGCUGUGAGAGUGAUGCAAUGUGUCUCACCCUGCCAGGAGUUAAGUGUCUGCUUACCUGUAGUUUGAGUUCAAUAAUCCAUUUAUACUGGAGAGUGGAGUAACGUGUUUCAGUGUUGUCAUGGGUUGUUAGUUAAUAUUUUUGGGUCUUUCGGUAAAGUUACGUAGAUAGGUUCAAAGAAAAUAACAAAAAAUAACAAACAACUACGACUUUCGAUCGCAACACAAGCAAUCGUCAUCAGGAGAAAAAAAAACGUUGUAGUUUUUUGUUAUUUUUUGUUAUUUUCUUUGAACCUAUCUACAUGACUUUAUCGAAAGACCCAAGAAUAUGAAUUCCUGCAGUCACGGAAGCUUUAAGUCAAGAUUGUUAGUUAAUAUUUAUUCUGUAAAUAAAUAAGUGGUUCUAAAGACUGAAUUUUUUUUUGUCCGAGCGUGUGAUAUUUGCUUGGGUGCAGUGAGCUAAGAGUCUCGGGCCGACCCUCAGAAUACCCUUAUAAAUAUCAUUGUUAUUAGUAUGAAAAGAUAUACAAAUAUCUUUUCAUACUAAUAACAUUGAUAGUGGGGAAAAUUAUAAUUGAUAAUUUCAUGGUUGUUUGAGUAUGUAUGUAUUUUGGUUAAGAAAACUUGGUUUGAGUAUGUUUGUGUUUCGGAAGGAAAACGGCGAGACAUGGCUGAAAAAUAACACUGUCCUGGCAAAAUCUUUUUUUAAGGAUUUCUCCAGAAACCUACACCAUUCAUUUAUUUUUGUCGAGCCGCGUUUAGAGCUAUAUAUAACUUGUUAUUUGCACAUCUAGAACCUACUGCAGAUUUCCCAAAAUUAAAGUUAGGGUUAGGGCUGUACCCAGGGGCGGUUUCUUCAUUAGGGCGAUUGGGCGACGCACCACCAAUGUCAUUCAACCACAGAGUCACGCUAGCCGUCACUGUCAGCCUCUGGAUAUAGUCCAAUCAGCGUCAUGUCACGUUCUGUGGAGUACCGCCUCUUUUGGGGCGAUUUCACUACGGCUGAGAAUCGCCCCGAGUGGUCCCAUAGACUUACAUUGAAAGAUGUUUUUUUUCGAACGGGGGCGCUCCAAUGCAUUAUCUAUGGGUUCCGGGAGGGCAAGCCCAAACGUGGUUACGUCAUCAUACGUGCUUACGUCAUCAUACGUGCUAACGUCAUCAUACGUAAGCACGUUUCAUCCAACAAUAUAAUUUAUCGCUACCUAGUGGAAUCUUUAAUAAAAUAAACUUGAGUGGUUUGUUUUAAUAGUGAGUAUAUAAACAAACAAGAUGUAUUGUAAGAGUCACUUUAUUUUUCAUUAAUAUUAAAGAAGUGAA